AUGUCCUUGGGCAUUGAACUUAGUGGGGUCAGUCGAGGCAUUUCGAAUUUGUUUGCUGGAGUCAACAAACAAAUUCGAGGCAUCGACAAACAAAUUCGAAAUGCCUCAACUGACCCCACUAACCUGGAGAAAGACAUAGGCUCAACAGAAGGACAAAAACCUCUGGCUCUAAUGGAGAACAUUUUGGGUUUGCUCAGAAUUAACGUCAAACGUGGUAUAAAUCUUGCUGUUCGUGAUGUUCGUAGCAGUGAUCCUUAUGUUGUUGUCAGAAUGGGCAAACAGAAAUUGAAAACUCGUGUGAUCAAGAAAAGUGUUAAUCCAUACUGGAAUGAAGAUCUAACUCUUUCUGUUACAGAUCCUAAUCUUCCAGUCAAGCUGACUGUCUAUGACCGUGACUUAUUAAGCAAGGACGAUAAAAUGGGAGAGGCAGAGUUUGAUAUUAAACCAUUGAUAGAGACCUUGAAGAUGAACUUGGCAGGGCUAGCAAGUGGCACCCUCAUCACAAGAGUAAAACCGAGCAGGCAGAAUUGUUUAUCUGAUGAUAGCUGCAUUUUUUAUAGUGAUGGCAGCGUUGUUCAAGAUCUCUACGUCAGAUUGCAGAAUGUGGAAUGUGGAGAAUUGGAAAUCCGACUCCAAUGGAUUGAUCUCCCUAGCUCCAGCAGCUUAUAUUAA
This is a messenger RNA of Dovyalis caffra, 672 nucleotides long. The record is from the annotation of a GenBank genome assembly. NCBI's taxonomy places the organism in Eukaryota, Viridiplantae, Streptophyta, Magnoliopsida, Malpighiales, Salicaceae.